AUGAAGAUCAUCAUCGGCAUUGGAGGUGUGACCAACGGUGGAAAGACCACUUUGACUAAUCGACUACUAAAGACAUUACCCAACUGUUGUGUGAUACAUCAAGAUGACUUUUUCAAGAAACCCAAUCAAAUAGAAGUCGGAGACGACGGCUUUAGACAGUGGGAUGUGAUCACUGCCCUGGACAUGGAGGCCAUGGUGAGCACUGUCAAAGGCUGGCAGGAAAACCCAGUCAAGUUCGCCCUCUCCCACGGAGUCAGCGUGUCGUCUGAGGCCAAGAUGGACCCAGAGAGAGGCAUCCACAUCCUUAUUGUGGAAGGAUUCCUCAUCUACAACUACGAGCCACUCCUGGAAGUCUAUGACAAGUGUUUCUACAUUUCCCUUCCUUAUGAGGAGUGCAAAAGGAGGAGAAGUACAAGGACAUACACCGUCCCGGACCCACAAGGCCUGUUCGACGGCCACGUCUGGCCCAUGUAUCUGAAGCACAGGAAAGAGAUGGAGGACAACUGUGAGAGAAUAGAGUACCUUGAUGGCAUGAUAUCUAAAGAUACCAUCUACAACUCAGCAUUGGAAAGUAUUCAGAAUGCCAUCCAGGAACACUUAUAG
Knipowitschia caucasica is the source of this 603-nucleotide messenger RNA. Lineage: Eukaryota; Metazoa; Chordata; Actinopteri; Gobiiformes; Gobiidae. The record is from the annotation of a GenBank genome assembly.